AUGGCCGCGUUUAGCCGUUCUUCUUUAGAAGAAUUAUUGAAAAAGCGCUUUUUCUACGCGCCUUCUUUCCAAGCAUACGGUGAAGAGGAGAUGCUUGAAAUGGAUGGUGCAAUUAUUACGCCAGCAGAUGUUUUAAAAACAUCUGGUCAUGUGGAUAAAUUUAGUGAUUGGAUGGUUAAAGAUACAAAGACUGGUGAUAUUUUUCGCGCUGACCAUUUAGUUGAAGCUGUUCUAGAAGGAAGACUAGAUGGUGACAAACAGGCUGAAAAUGAUGUAACAUCUCAAAAGGAUAAAAAGAAGAAAAAGGGUGCAGUUCAAGCUAUUGAUAAUUAUACUGGUUCGGAACUUGGGGAAAUCAUACGUAAACAUAAUAUCAAAAGUCCUGAGACGGGUAAUGAUCUAACCGUUCCUGUCGAAUUUAAUUUAAUGUUUGAGAGUAGCAUUGGGCCCACUGGACAUCUGAAAGGCUACCUUCGACCGGAAACCGCACAAGGCCAAUUUCUUAACUUUAAGAAAUUUCUUGAAUUUAACAAUGAUAAAAUGCCAUUCGCUUCUGCUUCUAUCGGUCGUUCUUUUAGAAACGAAAUUAGUCCAAGAUCGGGUCUUCUCCGAGUCAGAGAAUUUACAAUGUCUGAAAUCGAGCAUUACGUAGAUCCUAACAACAAGAAACACACCCGUUUCGAUGAAGUAAAAGACAUUAAACUUUCCUUGCUGCCACGACAUAUACAGAGUGAAGGUAAAACAAUACCCAUCGAAUUAACUAUUGGUGAAGCUGUCGAAAAAAAAAUUGUAGAUAAUGAAACUCUGGGCUAUUUCCUUGCUCGCACACAUCUAUUUUUAACCAUGCUUGGUAUUAAACCCGAUAGACUUCGUUUUCGUCAACAUAUGCCUAAUGAGAUGGCACAUUACGCUUGUGACUGUUGGGAUGCAGAAAUUCAAAGUAGCUAUGGAUGGAUAGAGUGUGUCGGUUGUGCUGAUCGGUCUGCAUAUGAUUUGACCGUUCAUACGAAUCGUACAAAAGAAAAGCUUAUAGUACGUGAGACCUUAGCUGAGCCGUUGGUCUAUGAAAAAACUGUCUUGGAUAUCAACAAGAAAAUAUUUGGUCCUAAGCUAAGACAAAAUGCAAAAACGGUGGAAGAUUAUUUAACUAACUUGAAUGAAGAACAAUUAGAAGCUUUGAAAAAGGAAUUAGAUGGAAAUGGCAAAACCAUGGUCUCAUGCGCUGAUGGCAAUCAAUAUGAAAUAUCAAGUGAUUUUAUUACUAUUCAGAAACAGACCAUCACAGAACAUGUCAGGGAAUAUAUUCCCAAUGUUAUAGAACCAUCUUUUGGUAUUGGUCGAAUCUUGUAUUCAUUGAUUGAACAUGUAUAUUGGACACGAGAAGGUGAUGAACAAAGGGCGGUUUUAUCGUUUCCUCCACUCGUUGCACCUUUCAAAUGUUUACUAGUGCCUCUAAGUAAUAAUCCUGCGUUUUCUAAGCUCGUACGCGAUCUUUCUUCUAAACUUCGUAAGCUUCAUAUUGCCAUUAAGGUAGAUGACUCUUCCAAUUCGAUUGGACGUCGUUAUUCUCGUAACGAUGAGCUUGGUACACCAUUCGCGAUCACCAUUGAUUUUCAAUCUGUGAAUGAUGGCACUGUAACAUUGCGAGAGAGAGAUUCUACUAAACAAAUUAGGGAAAAGACUGACACCAUACUUCAAGUUCUUAAAGAUUUGGUUGAAGAAGAUAUCACCUGGGAAGAAGUUUUAUCAAAAUAUCCUACAUUCGUACAACAAGAACUUGACUGA
Messenger RNA from Cetraspora pellucida, 1785 nucleotides. The record is from the annotation of a GenBank genome assembly. NCBI's taxonomy places the organism in Eukaryota, Fungi, Glomeromycota, Glomeromycetes, Diversisporales, Gigasporaceae.